GAUCUCCCGGCGGGCAGUGCGGCCCGGCUCUCGGGCGGCUGCGAGUGCCACGUCCCAAGUGCUACGCGGAGGAGCGGCUGGGGCGGCGCGCGGGGGGGCGGGGAGCAGCGCGGAGCGCGGCCCGGCAACACUGAUCGCCCGCCGCCAUGGGCUCCUCGCAAAGCGUUGAGAUCCCAGGCGGGGGCACGGAAGGCUACCACGUCCUGCGGGUUCAAGAAAAUUCCCCAGGACACAGAGCCGGACUGGAGCCAUUCUUUGAUUUUAUUGUUUCUAUUAAUGGUUCAAGAUUAAAUAAAGACAAUGACACUCUUAAGGACUUACUGAAAGCAAACGUUGAAAAGCCUGUCAAAAUGCUCAUCUACAGUAGUAAAACACUGGAGCUACGGGAGACCUCAGUCACGCCAAGUAACAUGUGGGGUGGUCAGGGCUUGCUGGGAGUGAGCAUUCGUUUUUGCAGCUUUGAUGGAGCAAAUGAAAACGUGUGGCACGUGUUGGAAGUAGAAUCAAAUUCUCCUGCAGCAUUAGCAGGUCUUAGACCUCACAGUGAUUAUAUCAUUGGAGCAGAUAUGGUCAUGAACGAGUCUGAAGAUCUCUUCAGCCUUAUUGAAACACAUGAAGCAAAACCAUUGAAGCUUUACGUGUAUAAUACAGACACCGAUAACUGUCGAGAAGUGAUUAUUACACCAAAUUCUGCAUGGGGUGGAGAAGGAAGCCUAGGAUGUGGCAUUGGAUAUGGUUAUUUGCAUCGAAUACCCACACGCCCAUUUGAAGAAGGAAAGAAAAUUUCUCUUCCAGGACAGAUGACUGGUACACCUAUCACCCCUCUUAAAGAUGGGUUUACGGAGGUCCAGCUUUCCUCAGUUAACCCUCCGUCUUUGUCAACACCAGGAACUACAGAAAUUGAAAAGGGUCUGUCUGGACUUUCUAUUAGCUCAUCUCCACCAGCUGUCAGUAAUGUUCUCAGUACAGGUGUACCAACUGUACCAUUAUUGCCACAAGUAAACCAGUCCCUCACUUCUCUGCCACCACUGAACCCAGCUACUACAUUACCAGGUCUGAUACCCUUACCGGCAGGACUGCCUCAUCUACCCACCCUUCCCAAUCUCAACCUCCCCACACCACACGUCAUGCCAGGUGUCAGCUUGCCAGAACUCAUGAACCCAGGUCUGCCACCUCUUCCUUCCUUGCCUCCCCGAAACUUACCUGGCAUUGCACCCCUCCCCAUGCCUUCCGAGUUCCUCCCAUCAUUCCCUUUGGUUCCAGAAGUCUCUACUGCAGCGGGCUCAGGGGAGCUGCUGUCCUCCCUCCCACUCACCGGCAACCCACCUUCCGACCCGGUCACCACCACUGCAAAGGCAGAUGCUGCCUCGGCACUUAAAGUAGAUACAGCGCCCCCGGCUCCCAGGGCCCCCAGCACUGUUGAGGACAGAGUCGGCGAAUCGGCCCCAGCUACAGUAGAGAAGCCUGUGUCUGUGGUUAUGGAUGCAAAUGCCUCUGAGUCACCUUAACUUGGAACUGGUCUUCGGAAUUGGCGUGGUGCGCUUUACUUAACCGCGGGAGCGUGUCUGGAAAUGCAAGCUGUCGUUAAUUUCAUACUAGUUUGUACCGCAUCUGUAGGCAUCCUGUAAAUAACUCUGAGGGCAGAUCUAAGAAGAGGACAUGUGUUUGUUCCCUACAAAGUCGAGGUAGGGCUCACAGGCUGGGGAGGGGAAUGUCAGAAAGUGCUUGUAUUUUAACACAACCAAAACAGUUGUAAGGGUGGCUUGCCGCCAGGCUUCUACUGCCAUUUCUGGGGUGUAUGUCUCUGGAAAAGGUGGUGACAGGCACCCUGUAGGUUCUUGCUGCUCCUUCUGUAAGAAAAAAAAAAAAAGAAAUAUUUUAUGCCUAGUACCCACACACGCCAUUUCUUGUGUUUUGUAAACCGUUUGCAAGAGUGCAGACCACCUGACGAUACCAUGAAAGGAAAAGAGAUUUUACAUUUGGCCCCUGUAAGUCACAUCUCUAUUUAAAGGUCUACACAGAAAUUCCAACUAGAGAUAUUUGUUAAAAAGUUACACUGUGUGCACAAGGAAUGGAAAGUCUUUCUAUUCAACCCACAACAGAUCCUUAUUUUGAGCACUCACAAUCACCCAGACAACAUUUUGUAACUACUGCUGUUGCUUUGUGCAUCCAAAAGAAAUAAAGGAGUCGCUGCAGUUUUAAACCAGAAGGUGGCACUCUGGCUGCGUGGCGCUGUACCAGGAGAGCAUAGAUACAUACAGCAAUAAAUCCAGGACUUCCCUUCCCUUUUGGUCCAUUUCAAUCACCCCUCCUAGGUGCCCUGGGUCCCCUUGCUACUCACUCUGUCACACACCUUUAAUGUAAUUUCUCAUGUCUUAACAUUUGCUUUCUCCUAAUUUUCUAAGAGCCAGUAAGUUCAGUGGAACUUAUUUACUGAAUGAAAUUAAAUGCUUAUUAUGUUUCUGUUUUUUAAAUAAGAUAAAAGAGGUCCCUUGGUUA
Molecule: messenger RNA, 2499 nt
Organism: Erinaceus europaeus (western European hedgehog)
Lineage: Eukaryota; Metazoa; Chordata; Mammalia; Eulipotyphla; Erinaceidae
Gene: GORASP2
Product: golgi reassembly stacking protein 2
Exons: 10
Coding region: 147-1508 (453 amino acids)
Biological process (GO): Golgi organization
Cellular component (GO): Golgi apparatus
Molecular function (GO): protein binding
Source: RefSeq, a predicted model, not a curated record